AUCCCGGGCUCCGUCCAGUCUGAGCUCCAUCCCUCAGAUUUCAGGCACUAGCCGAGCUGCGCUGUGACUGACCGUUCACUGAUCGCGGAGCCCGAACUGGACGCGGACCGUCUCAGGUACGGACUGGAGGAAGUAAAGAACGUGUCUCAAACCCUGGAUAGACUCAAUCUUGUCGACUUGAAUGGACAAAAAGACCAAAAGUACGCAGUUAGACUAAAUCAGCCCUUUGGAAACUACGUUAUGCCUGUAAAAAAGAAGAGAAAGUCCUCUGGUUCUGAAGACCCUAGCAUCAGAAAGUGUAAAAUUACCAGUUACUGUCGGACACAAACUCCAGGAAGACUGAUUAAUCCGGAAGAUCAGUUCUCUAGCAAGAAGUGCCUUGCAUGGUUUUAUGAGUAUGCAGGGCCUGAUGAUGUGGUGGGACCUGAAGGAAUGGAAAAGUUCUGUGAGGAUAUCGGGGUUGAACCAGAGAACAUUAUCAUGUUAGUCUUAGCCUGGAAACUUGAAGCACCAAAUAUGGGAUUUUUCACUAAAGAAGAAUGGCUCAAAGGAAUGACUCUACUGCAAUGUGACUGCACAGAAAAGUUACAAGGCAAGCUCGACUACCUGCGCUCACAACUGAACGACCCAGUUGUGUUCAAGAACAUUUACAGAUACGCCUUUGACUUUGCCAGGGAUAAAGACCAGCGUAGUCUAGACAUGGACACUGCAAAAUCCAUGCUGGCGCUGCUGCUUGGAAGAACAUGGCCCCUGUUUCCUGUGUUUCACCAGUUUUUGGAGCAAUCCAAGUAUAAGGUCAUGAACAAGGACCAGUGGUACAACGUCUUAGAGUUUAGUCGUACUGUAAAUCCAGACCUCAGUAAUUACGAUGAGGACGGAGCCUGGCCGGUGAUGCUGGAUGAAUUUGUGGAAUGGCAGAAAGCCAGACUGGCGUUAUAGCAGAAGCUGGUGAUGUCUGUGAAAUUCAAGAGCAAGAAAGAAGAAGCACAUCAGUGGAAGCUCUCUCCACACUCAACAGUCCGGAACAUCACGCUCCUUUCCAGGACUGCCGCCCUGUUUCCUGAGCCGCUGGUGGACCCGUCACUACCCAGAGACUCUUACAGUGUUAAUUUAACUAUAAAAGGAAAACGUUGGAAAAGGGGAACUGUUUUUUCAUAUGUAUCACAUCUGUUGCAGCAGUUACAUUGCCAGUGUUGUAUGAUCUGGUGGAGGGAAGUCAUCUGUAAUAAUGUAAUUUUUUUUUCCCUAUUCAUUUUUUUUUGAGCUUUACCUUGUUUAUAGUGUUUUCAGAAGAAAUAAAGGAAUUGUAUGUAAAUAUUA
This is a messenger RNA of Pygocentrus nattereri (red-bellied piranha), 1320 nucleotides long. It is a transcript of the gene dcun1d5, whose product is annotated as DCN1, defective in cullin neddylation 1, domain containing 5 (S. cerevisiae). The transcript is spliced from 11 exons. Lineage: Eukaryota; Metazoa; Chordata; Actinopteri; Characiformes; Serrasalmidae. Gene Ontology annotation, cellular component: ubiquitin ligase complex. Gene Ontology annotation, biological process: protein neddylation; positive regulation of ubiquitin-protein transferase activity. Gene Ontology annotation, molecular function: ubiquitin conjugating enzyme binding; cullin family protein binding; ubiquitin-like protein binding. Bases 241 to 939 code for a protein of 232 amino acids. The record is from RefSeq and is a predicted model, not a curated record.